Fusarium oxysporum Fo47 is the source of this 868-nucleotide messenger RNA. RefSeq lists its product as uncharacterized. NCBI's taxonomy places the organism in Eukaryota, Fungi, Ascomycota, Sordariomycetes, Hypocreales, Nectriaceae. Bases 20 to 868 code for a protein of 282 amino acids. The record is from RefSeq and is a predicted model, not a curated record. The transcript is spliced from 6 exons.
GCAGUUUAGACUGGACGACAUGGCCGCUAUCGCGUCUUUGUUGACCAUGAUAGCUUGUGGUACUGCAAUAACAUCAAUGACUCGAUUUGGUCUUGGGAGGCAUAUUUCCACAGUUUCUAGUAAAAAUCAGAUUCUCUACCUAAGGUGUUUUUGGGUGUCCGUAUUCUUCUACAUGCUAUCCCUAUUCUUUAUCAAAAUGUCAUUUCUAAUCAACUACUACCGGCUCCUCUCCGCCUCCAAACUACGGCCUUACUGCGUUGGAGCAAUGGUACUGAUUGUACUCUGGGGCAGCGGCGUUUGCAUCCUUGUCUUUGUUAUGUGCAUUCCUCUUGCAGGCGUCUGGGACCCAAACGUUGACGCGCAGUGCGUCCCACACAUAACCAUAAUGUGGUGGUUCAAUGGCGUUUUCAACUCGAUCGGCGACCUGUUCAUCCUCACGCUGCCAAUUCCAGCUCUGUGGCGACUCCAGUUGCCACGUCGACAGAAAGCCUACUUGUUAUUCGUUUUCAGUCUCGGAUUCCUGACUGUGGGCAUUUCCAUCGCGCGGAUGCGAUGGCUCAAGAUGGACGCCGACAUGACCUGGUGGAACGUCACCCCUGCGCUCUGGUCUCUCGGCGAGUUGACGUCUGCAAUUUCUUGCUCCUGCCUGCCAUUCUUCAAGCCCUUAGCUCUCCGUGUCAAAUCCUUCAUGAGUCGUGCCACUGUAGGCGGUACUUACCCACAAAUGACUGGCGGCGAAGGAGACAAGGAGGCUAAUGCUCAUUCGAGUGUCGGUGCUGGGCAAAAGGAGUUUAUCCAAAAUAGCAACCUGAUGCAAACGGUUCUUUUUACUUUGUCUUUCCACUUGCAUAAUACAUAUGGUCUCUAA